This is a messenger RNA of Rhodotorula graminis WP1, 1143 nucleotides long. RefSeq lists its product as uncharacterized. NCBI's taxonomy places the organism in Eukaryota, Fungi, Basidiomycota, Microbotryomycetes, Sporidiobolales, Sporidiobolaceae. The transcript is spliced from 8 exons. The record is from RefSeq and is a predicted model, not a curated record. Gene Ontology annotation, biological process: protein localization to kinetochore; kinetochore assembly; attachment of mitotic spindle microtubules to kinetochore. Gene Ontology annotation, cellular component: kinetochore. The coding region runs from base 1 to 1143 and encodes 380 amino acids.
AUGGCAGCCACCGACUCGAGCGCGGCCCUGUUCGACCGCACCAACGCGCUCCUCUCGACGUACCAUCAGCAAACACUCGCGUCGACCAAGCUCGUCGAGGGCGUCCAGGUGCGAGGGCGCGCGCAGCAGGGGCAGCAGCAGGGGCAGCAUGGGCAGCAGGGGCAGGCGCACACGGACAACGUGACGCGGUGGACGCAGAGGGGGGACGCGACGGGCCAGAUCAACGAGGCGGGCUUGGUCGUCGACGCGAUGGACCAGCAGCGCAUCGACGAGGACCUCAAGGUGUUCAAGGACCACGUCUCGAUGCUCAAGUUUGCCUACCUCGAGUCGAACGCCAAGCUCGAGUUCAUCAACCACAUCCUCGCGCCUGACGGCCACAAGCCCAUCUCGAAGGAGGCGAACGACGAAGUCGCCAAGAAGCGCACCGAGGCCAAGGCGGCGCUCAAGCAGCACAAGGAGCGCGCCGCCGAGCUCGAGGUCCUCAUUCGCGCCGAGGCAGAGCAGGUCGAGCAAGAGGCGAACCGCCGCAACGCCGAGGCCGAGCACGCGGCGCGCCUCUUGCGCGAGUGCGAGGCCAUGGAGACCGAGAUUGCCAUGCUCAAGAACAAGCGCACGGCGACCGAGCGCCUCACGGUCGACGAGGCGGCGGCCAUCUGCGACCGGCAAGAGCUCGAGCUCGUCGAGAUUGGGCAGCAGACCAAGCAGUGCGAGGACGCCAUGCGCGCCCUCAAGCCGCGCAUCAAGGCGAGUAAGAUCAACAUUGAGCGCUACGCCCAGACGGCCAAGCAGCUGCGCCGAGAGCAGGACGAGCGCGACGCAAAGGGCGUGCAGGACGUCCGCGCCGAGGAGGGCUGCGAGUGGCUCGACACGACGGCGGCGCUGUACAAGUCGCUCCUCGGGAUCCACAACGCGUACGCCGUCGGCUCGCCCGCGAGCGAGCUCGUGUUCGAGUACGGCGCGCCCGACGCCGAGCCGAGCGAGGUGCGGCGCAUGAGCGUGCAGCUCGACGCCAAGACGGGCAGGAUGACGGGCGCAAAGCUCCUCGACUCGUCCGAGGACAUUGGCGACAUCGUCGACGCGUACCUCGCGUCGCAGGACAUCCGCGCCCUCGUGCAGGAGAUCCGCACCCGGUUUGGCUGGUGA